Loxodonta africana (African savanna elephant) is the source of this 939-nucleotide messenger RNA. RefSeq names its product neuronal PAS domain-containing protein 3-like. The transcript has 5 exons. The coding region runs from base 1 to 939 and encodes 312 amino acids. Lineage: Eukaryota; Metazoa; Chordata; Mammalia; Proboscidea; Elephantidae. Gene Ontology annotation, molecular function: RNA polymerase II transcription regulatory region sequence-specific DNA binding; DNA-binding transcription factor activity, RNA polymerase II-specific; protein dimerization activity. Gene Ontology annotation, biological process: regulation of transcription by RNA polymerase II. The record is from RefSeq and is a predicted model, not a curated record.
AUGAACCUGAAAACUCAGCCACUGGGUGGGCGUUGUGGGCACCGGCCAGGUGCUGCUGGUGUCUCUGAAGGGACGGGUGAUGAGGCUGAUCUCCAUGAGUUGGGAAAACUGCUAACUGAACUCGGCUGCUGCCGCAGGAAGGAACUGGUCAAUGGAACCAGACAGGAAGCCCACAGAGAGCAAGUCAGUUCUCAUUCCUUUUGCCUUGCGGGCCUCCCUUCAGAGCCCCCUAUGGCAGAGCCCAGCCCCAGCAUCACAGGGCAGGAUGUAGAAGGCAGUUUACAAGCCUUGAGAAAGGAGAAAUCCCGAGAUGCUGCUCGCUCCCGUCGAGGAAAAGAAAAUUUUGAGUUCUAUGAAUUAGCCAAGUUGUUGCCGCUUCCUGCAGCCAUUACCAGCCAGCUUGACAAGGCAUCCAUCAUUCGACUUACAAUUAGCUAUCUGAAAAUGAGGGACUUUGCUAACCAGGGGGACCCUCCGUGGAACUUGAGAAUGGAAGGCCCUCCACCUAACACGUCAGUAAAAGUUAUAGGUGCACAACGAAGGAGAAGCCCCAGUGCACUAGCCAUUGAAGUAUUUGAAGCACAUUUGGGAAGUCACAUUUUACAGUCCCUGGAUGGAUUUGUAUUUGCACUAAAUCAAGAAGGAAAGUUUUUGUACAUUUCCGAAACCGUCUCUAUCUACCUAGGCCUCUCGCAAGUGGAGCUGACAGGAAGCAGUGUCUUUGACUAUGUCCACCCCGGGGACCACGUGGAGAUGGCGGAGCAGCUGGGCAUGAAGCUCCCGCCUGGGCGAGGCCUCCUCUCGCAGGGCACUGCCGAGGAUGGAGCCAGCUCAGCAUCUUCCUCCUCUCAGUCGGAGACCCCCGAGCCAGGUGGGAAUUGCAGUCCCAGUGUGUGGAUUGGUGGGCAGGACCUUUGCCAAAUGAUUGCCUUCAUAUAG